AUGGAGGUUAAAGAGGCGAAAAGGACAAUCAUAGCAAAACCAAUUGCUUCAAGACCUACCAUUUCCAACUUCGGAUCCUUCUCUGACAUCCUUCCUGGCGCCAUUAACAUUUCACCCUCAACAGAACCCACAGUCACUGCCAUCAGACCAAAAACAGUGAGGUUCAAGCCUGUUAUGAGCUCUCCAAAUGUUAAGAUCUUGAAAUCAGAUCACGCAUCUCCCUUUCUAUAUAAACCCUUGGCAAAGACAGUAUCAAGAACAACCAUUAGUCUCUUGGCAAACAUGGGAACUUGUAAUACAAGCCAUGAACAAGCAGCAACUCAAAAUCUCGAAUCAAUGAAUCCUCCAAAACUGAAAUCAGAUGAUAAAAGAUUGCAGUCACACACAAACAACUCUGAUCGACCUUCUUAUGAUGGAUAUAAUUGGAGGAAAUAUGGUCAAAAGCAAGUCAAAGGAAGUGAGUUUCCAAGAAGUUACUACAAGUGCACACACCCGAAUUGUGUGGUGAAAAAGAAGGUUGAAAGAUCCAUAAAUGGUGAAAUAGCUGAAACUGUUUAUAAAGGUGAACAUAAUCAUACAAAGCCCAGGCUUCCUAGGCGCCAUGCUUUUGAUGGAACUAUCAAAGAUUCAAGCUCUCAAUUGCCAAGUAAUCAACUCAAGAAUGAUAAUAAGCUGAAUGAAGUUGUUGGAUCAUCUUCACGUUUGACCAAUUUGGUCAAAGUCCAUGAAGAAUUUGAUGCUAGUUGUAUGCCAACUCUUGAUGAUGAACAUGAACCCAUCACAGUUAAAAGAAGGAAAAUUAUAAAUGAAAGAUAUGGAGAAGGUUUAAAAGAGGGUGGAGUUGUUGUUCAUGAUGGGAUUGAUUCAGAGGCAAUUGCUGAUGGUUUUAGAUGGAGAAAAUAUGGGCAGAAAGUUGUGAAGGGCAAUCCUUAUCCCAGAAGUUAUUAUAGAUGCACAGGAGUUAAGUGCGAUGUGAGGAAACAUGUGGAAAGAGCAUCAGAUGAUCCAAAUGUUUUUAUUACAACUUAUGAAGGCAAACAUAACCAUGAAAUGCCAAUGAAGAAACUAAAUUAACUGAUGAAUAAUCAAGGUAUAAAUCAUCCUUGAAUUUCAAAAUGUUUAAUCUUAGAUGAAGGUAGUUGUUAAGGAAUUCAAGAUUUUUAGAUCAAUAAAGAUGGAAAAUUUUUAAUUAUUGAUAUCGGAUAUCACAUGUUAUUGUUUUUUAAGUUGUGUUUGAUAAAUUAG
Messenger RNA from Lactuca saligna, 1245 nucleotides. The record is from the annotation of a GenBank genome assembly. NCBI's taxonomy places the organism in Eukaryota, Viridiplantae, Streptophyta, Magnoliopsida, Asterales, Asteraceae.